Humulus lupulus (European hop) is the source of this 1488-nucleotide messenger RNA. RefSeq lists its product as uncharacterized. Bases 1 to 1488 code for a protein of 495 amino acids. The transcript has a single exon. Lineage: Eukaryota; Viridiplantae; Streptophyta; Magnoliopsida; Rosales; Cannabaceae. Gene Ontology annotation, biological process: meristem maintenance; meristem development. The record is from RefSeq and is a predicted model, not a curated record.
AUGUUUCCUCAUAUCUACGAAGGAGAUGGAGUUUACCUUUAUCCAGAUUCAACAAAUGAUCGCAUAAUGCCUAAUAAUGAUACUCCAUUACAUCAUCGUUUCUUGGGGGAUGAAUUAGACGUUCAAUAUCGAGCCCGUACAGGGUUAUUUGUUAAGUGGAAGGAGUGGAAUGCUUCUAUUUCCACAUGCUUUUAUGUCGUUUUGAAAUCAGUUAAUAUUUUAUCUUCCAUGUUUUUAUCUUCUGGCCCUGAAGUGUAUCACGAUAUUCCUAGCUUAAAUCAAUUGGUAUCGCGCUGGUGCCCCACGACCCAUACUUUUUUAACGAACUGGGGGGAGUUUUCUAUAACGUUGGAAGACUUUUACACACUUCUUUUCUUGCCCAUUUGUGGUACUGCUUCUACCAUUGCCCCAUCAUCAGAUGAAGAGAAAUCUCUGAUGUCGUCCUUGAAGGCGUCUGUUGAAUCUCUAAAAAAGAAUAAGAAGCAGUUUGACCUUCCUGAUUGGGUAAGAAAAUUUCAUAAAGAAGAUGGUAGGGAUCUUGUAGAGUGGGCAGCAGGCAUCGCUUUGUGGCUAAGUAGGUAUGUUUUUCAUCCAAAAAACUCUAGGACAGUUCAAAGUGAUGUAUUCCCUCUAGCUUGUAAACUUGCAUGUGGGCAAAAAAUCCCUUUAGGUGCUCUCUACCUAGGAAUAUUAUACCAUAACUUAGACUCCCUAGUUCUUGAAAUAAACUCAAAGAGUACAAAUAUUGUUAGUACGGUCGAUGCAUGCUUUCUUCAAAUGUUUAUUUGGGAGCGUUUUGCAAAGCUUUCCCCACUGCGUAAGUGUUUUAAUAGUGAUAACCCUCGUCCUUGGUCAUGGGCUCGUUCUCGUCCGAAGAAGUCAGUAAAAUUGUGUGACAUUAUUGACAAAGUUUCAGAAUUUACAUUUUGUCCGUACCUUACCAACAUAGAUAUUUAUUUCACUUUGGACUUGUACCCUGGAGGCGUAGUAUCAUCGACGGAAGAUGUUCGCUUAUCUUUAGAUAUUUCCCUUGGAGGUAUAGGCUUCUGGUUUGCUAUAUGUCUACCUCGUCACAUAUUAUAUCUCCUCGAUAAUGCUAAAUCAGCAUCUUGGUCAUUUACUGCAUAUUGUUUGGAUCAUGUGGCUAGACAAUUUGGUUUUGAGCAACAUGUCCCUCAUCAUCGAAAGUUGGGGGACUUAGAAAAACCUAAUAAUUCAUGCUUGUUAAACUACCUUCAGUCUUCGAAAUGCUCUCGUACUUUAUUCUGCCUUCCUUGUAAAAUGAGGCAUGGCGGGGUAUCUUCAAAAUUUGUUGAUUUAUGGCUGAAGGAACUUGAGAAUCGUUCAUCGAAACAUGUCUCAGUUCACGCUAAUGUCCAUACCCAAUAUGUAGGGCUUACUGCUGGCGGGAAUACUGUUCUAUCGUCCAUGGACCCUCAAGAAGUAGUGCCUUCAACGUCCAUUGAUCUUGGUAUAUUGGUUGAAUAA